This is a messenger RNA of Lymnaea stagnalis (great pond snail), 2962 nucleotides long. The record is from the annotation of a GenBank genome assembly. Lineage: Eukaryota; Metazoa; Mollusca; Gastropoda; Lymnaeidae.
AGUUUUCUCCCCAAUUUACUGGAAGUUGUUGUAGUUUCAACCAAUCUUGUCGACGUCUGUGUUCUUCUAAUUCACCACAUUACGGUAUGUAUAGAUGUUUAUUUUAAUAAAUGGCGUUGUCUAUAGGGUCACAAUUCCGAGCAGAGAAUUUAAAAGCAUGCUUUUUAACUUUAAACAUUUUAAGAACACUUUCAGCGUGAUGAUACGUGUAAAAACAACGUAACAUAUGUAAAAAAUCCUCUGCUUCAGAUAACAAUGUCGGCCCCCAUCACACUCAUGAUGAUUGGACUCACUGGAGUUGGGAAAAGCGCCACCGUGAACCAAAUUCUUGGUGAGAAGAAAUGCAUCGAAGGUGACUCUGGUGAAUCUGUGACAUCUGCAUGUCAAGUCGAGCGCGUCAAGUACAAAGACAGGGACGUGACGUUAGUGGAUACGCCGGGAGUAAUGGACACGGCCGUUGACGGUGAUGAAGCUUUGACAAAAACAUAUGAAGAGAUGCGUGAGGCCCUAGAUAAGUGUCAGGAGACUGGAUGGAAAGCUUUGUGUCUGGUAAUAAAGUUUGGUGAGCGAUUCACCGAAGAAAUAAAAAAGGGUCUGUAUAUUCUCAAGCUUGUCUUUGGUGAGGAUUUCUUGGAAAUGAACUGUGUUGUAAUUGUAACACACGGGGAUCUGUUUGACAAGAAGUAUAAAGGAAAGAAAAGCUUUUUGGACUGGUGCAGAGAAGAGGGAGGUGACCUGGGGGAGCUGUUUCGAUCAUGUUCCUACCGGUGUGUGCUGUUUAGGAAUGAAACCACAAGUGCCCAUGAAAAGGAAAUACAAAUGAACGAGCUUAUCACGCAGGUGAAUCUGCUGAAGGAGAGCUAUACGAAUUCAAAGUUCAAUGAAAAUAUGAAAGGACAUAAUCGAUUAAAGCUGGAGGCUGAAUUGGAAACUUUGCUUGAAUGUGUAAAUAAAAAAAUACUUGAAUUAGAGAGGGAAGUAGAUGAUGAGUUCGCUAAAGAAGGAAAUGAAGAAUGCCUUACGAUGUUAAAAGGCCAAGCAUCUGAAAUUGAAGAUGAAUUAAAUGACAGAGAUGAAAAUGUUUUUUAUAAAAGUGGUGAGGAAAGUUUACUAAAAGAUCCUAAAUCUCGAAUUAGAAGCAUCUUAACUGUCCUAGACAAGAGAAUUCGGGUAACUAAAUUAGUUGAAGAAAUUAAAGGCAAUAUACAGACUUUGAGGAAAAGCAUUUCCGAAAAAGGCAAAGCGAAAUGUGACGUCAAUGUUGUAUUUGAUUUAAAGCUUGAAUUUCAAAAUUUUUUAGACAAAUAUUGCAAAAAACAUAGUUUGAACCUGCUGGACAUUGAUUCUUCUAGACGGCGCGACGAAAGCAUGGGAUCUGACAAGAAGAUCUUUCUAAAUAAGCAAGACCUGGUUUUAUUUAAGGACAUAGAACUCCAAAGUCAUAUUUUGAAAAAUCAACUGGCACGUUUGAAACACAAUGUUGUUACAGAUAGGAUUCAUGUCUUGGACAGACAAGUCAAGGAAAUCUUACCUACAGAGACUAAUAAGAAGAUACCUGACAAAAUAAAGAGUGAUGCCAUUGAGUUGCUUAAAGCUUUAGACGAAGACGACGAGGACAUCAAAAACAAAGAAGAGGCGCUUGAUAGAAUUAUAAAGAAGGCUGAACACGUGAAUAACAAGUGCUCUCAAAGUAAGACAGGAGAACAUUUAGAAACUGCCAUUGGGGUUACGGGCGGUGUUCUAGCAGUAGGUUCAUUGACAGCCAGCGUCGUCAAGACAUUAGCGACAUGCAGCAAAGCCGCGGGUGUUGCAAAAACGACAGGGUGUUCCAUUUCUAAUGCCGCUAAGAUGUCAAAACCAUGCAGAGCUUUGUUUUCCACUGGAUCUGCUGCCUCAUUAGUUGUAACAUUUAAAAAGUUUUUGACACCUAAGUAAGAUGAUUUUUUUUGUUCCAUUACUAUUGGCGGUUGGACGUUUUAUUUUUAGAAAUAUAAAAUGAAUUUUAGGAAAAUGAUGUUUCGAAAUGGUUAAAUUUCUAAAUUGUGUGGCGUUUGGUUGCACCCGUGGUUUUGCUAUGCAUCACUGGUCAAUCCAUAUGCAGGCAUGGAAUGGAUGAAUUAAAAGAAAAUACAGUUUUCAGAUUGAACGUAUAUUAUUUUAAAAUUUAUUUACAUUUUUUUGGUCUUUAAAAAAAAAAAAAAUUGCCCAGUCAAAACUACUGUAAUUUGAGUUCACAAACAUCAAACAGGGAGUAGGAACCACUCAGAAGGGGAAACAGAGGGAGGUUUCUACGGGUAAGCUGCUGUGUUUCACACAAAAAUUUGAAUGUACCACGUCAUAAAAUCCUUUUCAAAGAUUGUGUUGAGUCUGCCUGUUCUGAACUUUGACCAACAAAGACAUGUAUUGAGACCUUCAAGAAAAUAAGUCAAAUUUUUGUUAUUUAAAUUUAUAUUUUGUUUAUUAUUGUAUCGUCUGAUGACGAAGACGUCUAGACGAAACUUCCGUUUAAUUGUCGAGUCUGGUUUCAAGCUUAAUCAUGUCUUGGUACAUUAUUUGGGUAUAUAUCAAUUAAAAAUAAGUAAUAUAUUCUAAUAGAAUUUUGGGGAAACUUCGAUAAUUGACUAGAAAGAUAAACAAUAUAGAAGACAUUUCUAGAAGCGUUGGUUCUUCCGACGCAUAGAUAUAAAAAGGGGAUUCAGAGAUUCAUCGCGAGAGAUUCAGAGAGCUAUUUUUAAAUUUACGAGACAAGAGUUUUAUUCUUUGUGUACUUAUAUGUGUUUAUUCGCAUUCGUCAUUGUACAUCAUUAAUUGACACAUUGUACUAACUGUGUAUCGGUAGAAGAUUUUCCCAUACUCUGUAAGUUGAUGAUUUGUAAUUAUAUUUCUCUUGUUUAGUAAUUAUUAAUACUUUAAAAAAUCUAAUUAAUUUUAAUUAGAAACUGUUUUGGGUAUCGAAUUUCUG